Messenger RNA from Thalassophryne amazonica, 4117 nucleotides. RefSeq names its product intraflagellar transport 80 homolog (Chlamydomonas) (gene ift80). Gene Ontology annotation, molecular function: protein binding. Gene Ontology annotation, cellular component: centrosome; cilium; intraciliary transport particle B. NCBI's taxonomy places the organism in Eukaryota, Metazoa, Chordata, Actinopteri, Batrachoidiformes, Batrachoididae. The record is from RefSeq and is a predicted model, not a curated record. The transcript has 21 exons. Gene Ontology annotation, biological process: cilium assembly. The coding region runs from base 254 to 2587 and encodes 777 amino acids.
UUCAUGCUUUACUUGAAGAAGCAAGUAACACAAAUCGUCGCUGGCUGCUCAGUAGCCAUAUCUGUAACGGCACAACGACGUCUGUUCUGUUUGAAAUGUCGUAAUGUUACGUUAGCAAUAUACUGGAACAACUGAAAGUUACACCUUAGCAACAGUCGGUGCGUCAGGACCGUAGCAACGACAGACGCUUUUAUUCCCGCAGACAUUUUUUGUAAAGAUCUGGAAAAGUCUAAGUGAUCAACAGGUAUCCACCAUGAAAUUGAAAAUAUCGCUUCUAAAGGAGGCCAAACAUAAGGAACUUGUGAGUUGUGUUGGCUGGACCACAGCCGAUGAGCUGUACUCAUGUAGUGAGGACGACCAGAUUCUUAAGUGGAACCUGCUGACCAAUGAGACCAGUCUGGUUGUCAAAUUGCAGGGUGGUGUUUACCCCACUGAUCUACACUGGUUUCCCAAAACUGGGGGUGGAAAGAAGCAGAAUCAGGCUGACCUCUUUGCGUUUACCAGCACCGAUGGGAAGUUCCACCUGGUUUCCAAGAUGGGGCGCAUUGAGAAGAGUGUUGAAGCCCACAAAGGAGCUGUUUUAGCUGGGAGAUGGAACUAUGAUGGGACUGCUCUCAUCACAGCUGGAGAAGAUGGACAGAUCAAGGUGUGGUCUAAAAGUGGAAUGCUUCGCUCAACCCUAGUAAACCAAGGAUUUCCAGUAUAUUCUGUUGCCUGGGGUCCAGACUCAGAUCGAAUCCUCUACACAGAAGGUGGACAACUGGUCAUCAAGCCUCUGCAACCUAGCUCUAAAGUCAUACAGUGGAAGGCUCACAAAGGCAUUAUUUUGAAGGUGGACUGGAAUUCAGUCAAUAACCUCAUAUUGUCAGGGGGAGAGGACUGCAAAUAUAAGAUAUGGGACAACUAUGGCUCCUUGCUCUACUCCUCAGCAUUCCAUGACUAUUCGGUCACAUCUUUGUCUUGGGCUCCGGAUGGAGAGAUGUUUGCCAUGGGCUCUUUCAACACCCUGCGGCUAUGUGACAAGACUGGAUGGUCUUAUGCAUUGGAGAAGCCCAUCACAGGCAGCGUGUUCAGCCUGGCCUGGUCUGCAGACGGCACGCAGCUGGCUGGGGCCUGUGGCAAUGGCCAUGUCAUCUUUGCCCAUGUGGUGGAGCAGCACUGGGAGUGGAAGAACUUUAAGAUCACCCUCACCAAGCGGAGGACCAUGCAGGUGAGGAAUGUGAUAAAUGACGCAGUGGAUGUGCUGGAAUUCAAAGAUCGUGUCAUCAAGGCCUCACUGGCUUAUGGUCACCUCGUGGUCAUCACCUCAUUGCAGUGUUACGUCUACAAUUGUAGCAACUGGAAUACUCCUCUCAUCUUUGACCUGAAGGUGGGAACGGUCAGCCUCAUCCUGCAAGCAGAGAAACAUUUUCUUCUAGUGGAUGGAGCAGGCUUGUAUACCUUCUCCUAUGAAGGUCGAUUGAUAUCUUCCCCUAAGUUCCCUGGUAUGAGAGCUGACGUCCUCAGUGUCCAGCAUGUCUCUCUGAGCAAUGACACCAUCGCUGUGCGGGAUAAGAGUGACGAGAAAGCCAUAUUUCUCUUUGAUGCCUUGACUGGAAAAUCUAUUGGUGAUGGGAAGCCCUUGACACACAAGGUGGAAGUAAUUGAAAUAGCUCUUGACCAGUGUGGUUCACUCAGUGAAAGGAAGAUUGCCCUGAUAGACAAGAACCGUGACCUCUAUAUAACCUUUGUACAACAGCUCAGACGAGACCCAAAAAUUUGCAAAAUUGGAAGUAUGGUUCACAGUAUGGCGUGGAAUGAUGCAGUAAGCAUUUUGUGUGGUAUCCAAGACAACCAAUUCAGUGUAUGGUACUACCCAGGUGCUGUCUUCACUGACAAGCAGCUGCUACAAAAGACAUUGUACAUAAAAGAUGACAGUGAGUUCAGCCAUCCGCCUCACAUUGUAAGCUACGUGGGCACCAAAGUUAUUCUGCGCCAAGGAGAUGGUUCCCUGGUGUCCAGCACUGUGUCUCCCAACCCUGCCUUCCUUCAUGAAUACAGCGCCUCUGCUCGCUGGGAAGACGCGCUGCGUCUUUGCUACUUUGCUAAGGACCGGUGUUUAUGGGCAUGUCUUGCUGGCAUGGCGAUGGCCAACAGGGAGCUGACCACUGCACAGGCUGCUUAUGCUGCCAUUGGAGAGUUACCUAGGGUGAAGUAUAUCAACUUCAUAAAGGAACAGCCAUCGAGGGAGUCAUCUUUGGCUCGCAUGCUGCUGUUCAGUGGUCAAGUUCAGGAGGCUGAGACUACUCUGUUACAAGCUGGUCUCGUCUAUCAGGCCAUACAAGUCAACAUUGACCUUUUCAGUUGGGAAAGGGCUUUAGAGCUAGCAGUCAAACACAAGACCCACGUUGACACCGUGCUGGCCUACAGGGAGAGGUUUUUACGGCAGUUUGACAGGAAGGAGACAAAUAAGAGGUUCCUGCAGUAUGCUGCUGGGGUUGAGGUUGACUGGGAGAAAAUCCAGGCAAAGAUAGAAGCGGAGUUGUCUAAGGAACGAGAGAGAGCUGCUAACGCCCGUGUCAGGAGCAAUCUGUCCUCACGACACUAAUGUUUAGGCGACCUUUGUCGAAAUUAGCUUUGCAGAAAUUGAUUUCGAUGUGCUUCUGAUAUUUGGUGGUUUUUAGGUGGAUUAGCACAGUCUCAGGGUACUGAAACACUUUAAAUUCAGUUGGUGUAGUAGCCACCAAUACUUCCAAGUACUUUAGCAUAAAAUAAAAACAAAGCCCCUUUACUAUUUACACCACAUUUUGUGAAUUGCCUGUCAGCUGUACAUUCUGAUGCUUUGUGGGAAAAUAACACAGUUUGUUUGUGUUUGGAUGUUUGGCAGUUUUUUCGAUGUGGUCUGUGAAGUCAUGUAUGGUUUAAAGCAUUCUGAGCCUGGUAGUGACAGAUGAUGUGCAUACUGUAUAAUCCACUUAUACUGAUGGCACAGAUUUUUUUCUUGUGUUUUGAUUACUUGUGCGGUUCUCCAAUAGAUUUGGAUUUUUUUCUUGUUUGUUUUUGUCUGUUUCUGUUUCUUAUUUUGCCAUCACAAAGUGCCACUUUAGUUUGCGUCUCACCUCAGCUCUGUCCCCUCGGUUCUGUUUUGUUCGCUUGGCUGUACUGCUGUUUGUUAUCCUGUAAUUGCCAACAUCUACUACUAUAAGCAACAGGUUCAUCAUUGUGUCCCACAGCAGGUUGUACUCACGGUUCUUGAAAUGGAGCAAUAUCUCCAACAGAUGGACAUUUACCAUUAAUGAAGGUACAAUAGAAUUUUUUCCAAGUACCAUAUAGAGACAGUUCAAUCCAAACUGUGGGAGCUGCAACUGAGAAAGCUCAGUCUCCCCUAGUUUUUAGUCAUGUUUUAGAGACGACUAAGAGCAGCUGAUGGAACGUAUGGCUUCAAUAGGUCACAUAUGUAGGUUAGAUGUGGAACUCAACUUCACAACUCAACUUGUAAAGUUGAGUUCAACAUCCAAAACUUGUAAGAGUUCUUUAUGUUAAAGAGAGGUAGCAAGUGGACGUAACUAAACAUGCUACAAUGUUUUAGAGUGCAGCAACUCUCUGGUGCACAAGGGAUUAUGGGAUAUCUCAAUAGGGUGACUUGUGGUACUUUAAACUGAAAGUAAAAACUCGUGAAACUGAAAUAACAACAACAAAAUGCCAUUUUUUCGCAAAAGUUGCUGUUGAAUUAAAUUCUCAUCAUAUCAACACAACACAUUUCUUUUGAAUGUUUGAUAUACCCACAACAUGAAAUGGAAUGGUAACACAUCAUUCAGUAAUAUUUUCCUAUGCAUAAAGACAGUGUCCGACACCCCCUGUAAAGUUACUGUAACUUGUGUGUUGGUUUUUACAAUGCGUGUGAUCGGUGAUCCACUUAUAUUGAGACAUUCUGAGCGGAAAACUGCGAUUGAGAUUCACAAAUAUGUUGGUCUAUUCACACUCCCAUCCAGUAGAUGGCAGUGUUCUAUUUCCCAUAAUGCAUUUUGGCAAGUGUGUCUGUUAAAGCUCAAACCUUAAGAAUUAGCAUAUCACUUUAGAAAAUAUGCACAAUAUCAUAUUUUCACUUUGUAAAAGUGACAGAAUUGCUGUUAAUGUU